AUGGCAAGAACAGCAAGAAGACAACUCAGAGGGCGACAUCUGUUAUUUGGAGAGUAUUUGUGGAGCUGAACAACCCUAAAUGUGCACUAUCGAAGAUGAACUUAACAUCGAUGGGUCGAUAGAGGUAAGCAUUUAAGCCAUGUUUUUAAACUAUGAAUGAAUUUUUUUGAAUGAAUAAUUAAAAAAAUUAUUGAAUUCAGCUUUCAUAUCCCAGGGCUCAAAGUUAGCGACUAACUGGUCGCAUAUGCGACUGGAUUUUUGGUUGUGCGCCUAAAAAUUCAUGUGUAAUCACACCUUUGCGCCGUAAAACCCAAAGAACAGUGCGACUGACUUACUUCCGACUAUACUUACGAAUUCGAACUAGAAAGACGGUGAAUGUUUAAUUGGUCUUUUCUCCCAAUGGAUUCUACGAACUCGAAUGUUCUUUUUCGUUUCGAUGUUUUACUCCAUCCCAGACUCUUCUGUUUUGUAAUAAAUACCGCUGACACAUGCAAAUAUAUGCUACGAACAAAACAUGUACUUUUUGUGCAAUGGACGAUCAUGUCGAACAUUCAGUUUUAACGUCAAUCAAAACAAAAACAUUGCGGAUUAAGAGCCUUUUUUUCCAGAUAAGAAAGUUUUUUAAGUCGUAUUCCAGUUACAUGUAAGUCAUUGCGUAUUUAACAAAUUCAUGAAAGAUUAAUUUUCAUUCUUGUUCGACACACUCAUUGUUGUCAGUUUUGAAUUGUUUUUCAAGUGUAAGUUUUCUUUAGUCACAACUGUACUGUCAAAAAGAGAAAUUAUUAUUAAAAAUCACAACGGUAUUACUGCAUAGCAAAUCGGCUAUGUUUUGUCAAUCACAGGACUGAAGUAAAAGUAACAAACUGAAGAUGACAAAUUUUAUCAAUCACAGGACUUAAAUAAAAGUAACUAUUUCAAAUGAAGAUGACAUAUAUACGUGGCACUGUUAAGCUUUUUACUUCUUCUUUUGAAAUCGAUGCUCCCAACAUUAUAAGCUGUGCUCCUAAAAUUUUCAGCUGUGUGCCUAAAAAUUUACAUCUGGUAGCACAAGUGCUCCCAAACUCAAAUUUAAACUUUCAGCCCUGUAUCCUAUGAAAGAAUUAUGGAAAUCGAGGAGGGUGUCAUCCCCCUCAGCCUCGAUGGAUAACACCCUCCUCGAUCUCCAUAAUUUUUCAUAAGAUACUCAGCCUCAUUCAUUAAUUGAUAAAUUAACCUUGACCUUUUUUACUCUUAAUCCUUUGUACAUUUUUAAUAUCAAAACAGAAAUUCUUCGUCUUGCAUAUAUGAGUUGAAUGGGGUAUACAUCAGUUUACAUGUCAGUAAACAGUUAAAAAAAGUCAAUAGACAGUUUAUCAUCAUGGACCAUACUUUUAAGCUGGCUUAUACAAUAAAGACAACUACCUCAUGCAUGGUUCACAGAUAUAACGUAAAUGCAAACACAAGGAAUACACAUAUGAACCAUAAAAAUGCAAAUGCAAGUACAAGUGCCGGUAAAAGAAAUGGGAAAAAAGUAUUCUUGCACUUCCAUGGCACUUUUAUUUACACAUGUGAACCUGGGCAAUGCAAACACAAAUGCAAAAGCAAGGUGAAAAAACACAGGUUCCAUUGGUUCCAUGUCACUAUGGCUUUGUGAAAAAGACUUGGACUGCGUCUGUGUAUCUUUCCUUCCUUGUAUAUGAAUUGGAUGUGCGAACGUGGUUUGCUUCUGCAUUUGCACUCGAAUUGCCCGUGCGUCAAACAUGUGAACCAGGCAUUAGGUAGUCAAAGUUUCUGCCAAGUAUACAGAGAUGCCAACCUCUGGAGAUCUAAAAUCUGGAGACUCUCGUUUUUGCACUUCCCCACCCCCAACAAAUUAACCCAGCCCCCAAUGGGAAAGACUAAGGACAUUAUAUGAAGUCUUACAUGAAGUACAUGCUAUCAAAAUUCGCAAUCAUCGUUUUUAUACCAGAAAUAAUCUUUGACAGUGACUAAAUACGUGCAAAAGUGCCCCAGAAACCGUACUGCGAAUAAGAAAAAUUCAAGUUUUGAACUAAAAAUGAGCUAAAUUUGAAAUCUAGGCACAGGAAAGCUCAAAAGAUGAUUUUAUCCGGGAGAUAAGGUGACCCGUACGGUAGAGCAGGAGAUUGGUGCUGUAUCCGGGAGAGUUGGCAUGUAUGAGUAUAGGCGAAUCUUUGCUGACGUCAUUGUUUACAUUUUUCCUCAUUAGCAUACGACUUAACUCAUAGAAGCCGUGGCUGUAUACAGCGAUUUCAAGAAAAGUUGUCGGAAAAAAGUGUGCACGCGACAAUCCCGAAUGGCAAUAUGGGAUAUGAUCAAUACACUGUUCCGGACGACAGUAGCUGUCGAGCCUACUUUUGUUGUUUUUUUCUUUAGCACUAGCAAACUUAUGUCCAUGGCCUCUCGUGCCAUUCUUUCAAAUUUCUUUGAAGAACAGUAAACUCAAAACCACCCACAAUACCUUUCGGGAUUGUCGCGUGCACUUUUUUCCGACAACCUUUCUCGAAAUAGCUGUAUAUGAAUUAAAUGCAAAAGUCGAAAGAGCUGUUAAAGUUGGGCAAUUUGUGCAAUUUUCAGCUUUUUGCGAGCAAUAUUGAAAGAAAUAUCAGCCACCAAAAACUGCGAAAUUGCUGUGUGGCAAAAAAGUUAAUUAGCCAUACAUUCUCUAUAAAAUUUCUAGUUUUUAGAGGAGAAUUUCUCCGAAACCAUUUGGUGUAUUGGGCUCAAAUUUUCAGAGAUAACUGAAACUGUUAUGCCCUUUCAAUGUUCAGAGUUUUUAUUUUAUUAGCGUCAUCAGACAGUGAUAAGCAAAUGUUAAUGAGGCAAAAAAGGUAAACAAAGAUUCGCCUAUUUGUCCCAAUAUGUAUCAGUUACACAGUGAAAUAAUAAACACAAAAAGUGAGAGAGGUUGCUGAAACUAUUAUUUUCUGUGUCAUUCACCCUUAUAGCGAACCAAAUAACACCUGAAUAAGACAUGCUGAUGCACAUGUGUGGAGCAAGGCCAGAGUACUAUCCUUUUGUUGUGUUUUAUUCAGCCUGUCCAUAUUCAACUGCUACUCAAGCUAGGUAUGUCAUUAUUAAAGCCAUUGCAGUCAACUCUUUCUAAGACGGACACCUUUGGGACCGGUACUAAGUGUCCAUCUUAGAGAGGUGUCCGUCUUAUAGAGAGUCGAAGAAAAGGAGUAAAGAAAGGCAGGGACCAACUCUAAGUGUCCGUUUUACAGAGGUGUCCGUCUUAUAGAGGUGUCCGUUAAGAGAGAGUCGACUGUACUUCAUUUUAAUCAUUCUGUAGUUCAAUCCUCUGCAUCUUUCUUAGAGACUGAUAGCCUGCGAAAACAGCCAUUUCUCCUUGCUCCUCACUACUGGAGACAUUUCGAGGAUAGCGAGGAGAAACGGCUAUUUUUGCAGGCUAAUGGACUCAAACCAUGUGACUUAGAAUGGAAAGAAUGAUUUCAUAAAAAAAAUUCUGCAAAUGGACUUGAAGUGAAAAGUUUUGUGGAUGAAGUUGUAAUGGUGUUUAUCUAUUUACAUAAAUAAGUCCAUCACGUUAUAGCAGGCUUGAAAAAAAUUAUUGCCUAAACUGACUUACCCAUAAUCCCUACCCCAACAGGUUAACAGAUAAUGGUCAGCCUCUAAUUAUUGUUAUCUCUUUUUAGCUCUUCAAGAAAACCAACUUUGUAUGAGAUCUUGGACGUAUCGGAAACAGCAACUCUUGGAGAAAUCAAGGAUGCCUUUAUAAAAAAGUCCAAAGAGGUAAUUCCAGAGUAUUAAAAUUUUAAGUUGUGUGUGUUGAUGUUAAUGUGUGUAGUGUUAAAUACGUAAAAUGUAUCAUUAUUGGAGUUCAGACAGUACUGCACGUACAUUUUGUAACGUUCUUUCUUUAGGCUCGCUAAUGUCACAUGUUUAAAUAAAGAUUACCAGUAUCUUAUCUUAUCUUAUCUUACCGUUCAAUUGCCAGUCUUGAUUCUCAAUUCCUGUAUGAGUGAAGAAUUAAGAAUCAGUUAUUGAGAAUGACGUAACGAUUGAUUUUCACAAGAUAGAAGCAAUAGAUACCUGGAUUCAUCCAUGAUUGAUUUCUUGAUAAUUUUACUUUGACGUAACACAAAAAGGAUCACAAACAAAGCAAAGCUUAAUACCAGCUGGCUUUGUGCCGUAUGUCACUGAUGCAUGAGAAGUGCUUUUACUAUAGAAAUCUUUUCUCUUAUAUUUCUUUCAGUCUCAUCCAGAUACAAAUCCACUCAAACCAGAACUCCACAAUACUUUUGUCGAGGUAAACUUUGAUACUUUUUAACACUAUUUUCUUAAGCCUUGGUAAUGAAGCAUGUGUUUACAACUAUUUACAGUUUUGUAGUUUGAUUGAACAUUGUGUGGCCAAUCUUAAUGAAGCUGCUACUUAUCUUAUCCCUGAUGGUGGCAAUGAUUGGAAAUUUUGACUUUUUAGUGAUAUGUUCCGGCUGAAAUUCUAUGAAGUGUUUAAAUCUGUACUGGAAGUAACAAUGUAUUUUUUCCUUGCAGGUCAGUCAGGCAUACAAUAUAUUAAGUGAUGCAAGUAGCAGACGUGCAUAUGAUCUCUCACUACUCAGCUCUUUCAAUUCCUCCUCUUCUUCAAGAGGUAGUCCAUUUGGUUCUGUGCCACGAAACAGGUAGAGGUCUUAGACUUUAAAUUGAUGAUACACAAUUUAACAGUUUUAAUGUUAGUGUUGCUCACCAAACGGCAGAUGAUGUUGGUGUUUAAAAAGUUCAAAUUAUUAUACAACUUUUUUAGCAAAUUGGCUAUUACAGACUGUGCGAUUACUUGAACCAGGGCACUUGGAAGAAGAUCAUCCAAUCACAACAUUUUUUUGCAAAUUGACCAAUAAAAUUUAAGAUUGAAAUAUGCAACCGUUGAAAACUUUAAAACCAUUUUAACUUACCUGACCUCUCAGGAAACAGCCCUAGCAUUUUAUGAAUGUUAUUGGUCUGUUUGCAAAAAAAUUUGAGAAUCUUUUGUUUUUAAAAACAUUGUGAUUGGAUAAUCUUUUUUCAAGUGCCCUGGUUUUAGUAGUUGCACUGUAAGUCAAAUUUUAUUAUGUAAUUGGGAUGUGCUUAUGACUUAAAUUUUGUGAUUGCCUCUCAUUAUAUUAAAAUUCAUACUUGGCUCCGAGGCUUGGGAGAAUAAAACAACAACAGAAGUGUAUUAUUCAUUAUUGAGCCUCAAGAUGAUUUCUUUUGUUUUAUUCGCCCUUGCAGCCAAGUAUGAAUUUUAAUAUAUCGGAAUUGGUCUAUUUUGGUCUUUGAAGAAAACCAUUUCACCAUCCUAGAGUUAAAACAGUGUCCUCUACGAUAUCAAUUUGUCUUUACUUUGCAGUGACAAUUUUUAAGCUUCUCAUUGUAAGCACCAUUCACUCUUUGCAGGCAAUCUUCAUACAGUUACUAUUAUGAGAAGGCCACAAGCUCAUCAAACUACAGGUAUCCUUACUUUAAGUUACCGUAUUUACUUGUGUAUAAUGCGCACUUUUUCUCCCCUGAAAUCAACCUUCAAAUUUACGAUGCGUGUUAUACAAGGAUUCCAUUGUUUGGUCAAGAAAACAAAAGAAGACAAAAGCUUUGCAGUAAUUGGUGUUUAAUACACUCAGUAAAGUAAACUACCGAUGAGCUGUUUUCAAUUUUGAUCCAUGAAUAAAUUAAAAUGGAAACAGCUGAUUGAGGAAAACAACAUGUGAAAUUGUCACUAUAGUGAUCAUGGCUACGAAACUUACCACUGUGAAACGUCAAAGUUGCACUGUGUCUGACAAGUUAGGAAUAAUCCAGUUUGCUAUGAGCAACAUGGCAAUCAUGCUGCCAAGCAGAGGUACACAGUCAACUCUCUCUUAAUAGAUAGAUAGAUAGAUAAAUCGUUUAUUAAAAAAAGAAACACCUCGUAGUCCGAAGACUGAAUUACGUGUAUAAUAUACAAGUUAUAGUUAAAAUGGAUUUAAAAAACUAUAAUAAUAAAAAUGUACAAAUCUAACAAAAACAUUUCACUUAGGAUAACCUUGUGUUAGGAAAAUAUACAUACUUAAACAAAUUUAUUUACAUUCUUAGGCUAUGGCUAACAAUAUGGACACCUCUAUAAGACGGACACCUCUGUAAAACAGAUACCUAGAGUUGAUCCCUGCCUUUCUUUGCUCCCUCUAUUGACUUUCUAUAAGACGGACAUCUCUCUAAGAUGGACAGCUAGUGCCGGUCCCAAAGGUGUCCGUCUUAGAUAGAGUUGACUGUACCCUCGUACAGGGUCCAGUUGCACAAAAGGUGGAUAAAGCUAUCAACUAAAUAAAUCACCAACCAAAAUCAGUUCUCUCUUAGCAAUAUUUUUUUUUAUCAAUACAUCAUUGAGAGGAAUAUUGUGAGAAUUAAUAAGAUAAUCAGCUAAGGGAAAAUACUUUGAUCUUCAAAGAAAUUCUCUCCACGUAUUCUGAAAGGAAAUGUAUGGAGAUCAGUGUAGAGAAUUUGCAUGUAGAUGUUACGGGUCAAAAUUUAAUUCCGGUUUAAAAUUUUUAACCUAGGUUGUUUGUCAAAUUCCUUUGUCUCCUAGCCCUAAUCCAUGAAUAGAGGUCUAGGAGUCAAAGGAAAUAGAGAAUCUACCAAGGUUAAAAAAAUAUUAAACCUGAAUUAAAUUUUGACCUGUAAUAUAGAUAUUGUGGUUUAAAGGAUUAAAUGUCUGAUCAUUAUCGUAAUUUUUUAAAAUGAGAUUUUCCUUUUGAUCUUCAGGCAAUCAAGAACCUAUGACUUUACACCACCACAUGUACAUGUAAACAGAGCUCAAAAACAGAAACACAACAGACUUAUUAUGUUGGGAGCUUUUGUCUUCAUGAUGACUGGAGCUACAGUUAGCUAUCUUAUAAUCAGGUUUGUUUGGGUCAACACUGUCUUAUUUCCAUCCACCAAACUGACGUUGACAGAUUAAUGAUUCAUACACAAAUUAAGGGUUAGGGUUAGGGUUGUUGCUAUAUAUAUUCAAAUCAAACCACUCAAUGUCAGCCAAUCCUCGGUGUAAUAGGGGUUAAAGUGAUGCGCUGCAGAGCUGAUACUUCGAGAUCAAAUCCUACUUGUGCCAUCCUGAAUUCUUUUUCCUUAAAAAUUGAAGAGACUUAGACUUUUAUGAACAGAAAUUUCAUGAAAGAAAAGUGAAAUGUCUUGUGGGAGCCACUGAGAGGAAAAUGUCAGUUUGGCGGAUGGAAACAAGUGACGACCGUUUGUUUGUGAAACUGUUCUGCAUGUUUUAAAGCAGCUGUGACAUGAAAUUUAUCAAAAUUCAAACAUUCUGAACUGCCACAAAAUUGACUGAAACAUAAAAAUAACUGCUCAAAAAAAUAAAAGAAGGAAUAAAUAGCACAGCAAAUAAAAAAAGAAGGCAAGGAUGGGCAGAUUCUAAGAAGAUUGAAACAGAUUGCAAAAUUUGUGGUUUUUGAAAACUUACAAGUUAGCCUAACGGUUUUUCAAAGUUUAUUCUACUGCGCUUUUCACAAACAUGUGAACUCUAAAGUUCAAAAGCUGCCUUUACAAUUGGGUUUUUCGCUACCGUCAAUCAGAAUUACAAUCACAAGCAACGAACCGUGAAACACAGAAACACACUAAACGGAUUGAAAUCCACCAAUCACCAAUCGCAAACCAUGACCUUUUGAACCCGUUAAAGUAAAGUUUUGUUUCCUAAGAGGUUUGUUAAGAUGAUUGACGGCAGUGAAAAAUGCAAUCGUCAGUUCGCUUUUGAACUUGAGAAUUCGUAUGUUUGUGAAAAGCGCAGUUAAAGUAUUUGUCUGUAACAUUUGAAUCUAUGAUGCUUGAGAGAUGUAUUUGUUUGAAGUGAAGCAGUGAUAUUGUCAUGGAUCAAUUCAGGCUUCUGGGAAACUACCUACCUACCCCUCCCCUAAACACUUACUUCUCACUUACGGCAAAAUGAUGGGUUAGGGGAGGGGUCGUAGGUGGGCAAUUUCCCCGAAACCAAAAUUGAUCCAUUGUCGUUAUUUUGCAAGUUAUUUCUUUGCUGAGGAUAAGUCACAUAAUUUAUGUGACUUCCUUCCUGCACUUGCUUUUGCAGUGACAUUCCAGGGCUAGAUCUGUCUAAAGUGAACAUAGCCUUACAGACCCUUUGGGCUGGUCCUGAUAUUAGAGAACUUUAGUUUUUGUUGUCGGGAGAGGGCUUACCUCCUUCAGCAUAAAUAGCUGUGCUAUUUUUUUGGUGCAAAAAAGUAAAAUAAAUAAAGCUUUCUGGGGUGCAGGGCUCAAAGUUUAAGUUUGAAUUUGGGAGCACUUGUGCUACCAGAUGUAAAUUUUUAGGCACACAGCUGAAAAUUUUAGGAGCACAGCUUGCAAUGUUGGGAGCAUCUAUUUCAAAAGAAGAAGUAAAAAGCUUAACAGUGCCACGUAUGUAUGUCAUCUUUAUUUGAAAUAGUUACUUUUAUUUAAGUCCUGUGAUUGAUAAAAGACAGCUGAUUUACUAUGCAGUAAUACUGUUGUGAUUUUUAGCACUAAUUUGUCUUUUUGACAGUACAGUCUGUUGUGACUAAAGGAAACUUACACUUGAAAAAAAUGUACAGCAACAAUGAGUAUGUCCAACAAGAAGUAAUCUUAAAUGAAUUUGUUAAAUGCACAAUGACUUACAUGCAACGACUUAAAAACUCUUUCUUACCCAGGGGCAUAGCCAGGAUUUCUAGGAGGGGGGGGGGGGCUGUUCCAAAUUGGUUCCAACGAAAACGGUUGGUCUAAAAUCCUUACAUUAGGUAUGUACAAGACUUUGGCAUUUACGCUACGCAAAGAGAAGACGCCUUGGUUGCCGCUGAGCGAACGUGUUUAUCACUUCCUCGAAAUUUAUGUCUCGGUGGUAAUAUGGGUAUUAUUGAUGUUCAUCAACACCAGCCCAGAUUCUCGCUCACUUGACAUGGUCAACCUCAGGUAUGUUUUUAACCUUCUUAGUGUACUGAAUGAGUGCUCACAUUCAGCUGACGUUAUCGGCAACAUGCACAAAAUGCGGAUCAAGGUGUGGAUGUUAGGAAAGAACUCUCGAUCGCAUGCUGCGAGUGUCCGAACUGCACUGGUGGGAAGGUCGACAUCCUCAGUGCUGCACCACUUUCUCUUCCAUUGCAGGAGCUCAACAUCAACCACAUGAGGAGAAGGAAGGUCAUUCUCAUAAAACUCCAGCGCUGCUUCAAUGUCAGGAUUUCUGUCUCCGACGGCUAUCAGCUCAGGAAUUUUUUGCUGUGCCUACCUUUUUGGGGAAAAGAAUGCAUGGAUCUUUUGCAAUGGGGACAUUGUUACAAAAACCACCAACUCGAACAACACCAAUGGAUCGUCUACUAAUUUCGCGGGCAUUUCUGCUGUGCACUCACGUGCAUCUUGUUACACAGGAAUCCCAACUCUGCUCAUGUCUCCGAAAAUCCAAGUGAAACGCAAAUAGAUACCACAAUGACGUUCACUGUACUUAUUGUAAGCAUAGAACAAAAUGAAAAAUUUCAGGAAUCGAGAGUCCAUUACACUCUUGCUGGGAUCAAACCACUGUUAAAAAUAGGAGAGGGGGUUCCGGAACCCCUGAGUGGAACCUUCCCCUGGCUACACCCCUGUUACCUGGAAGAAAAAAGGCUCUUAAUCCGCACUAGCUGUUUUUGUUUGACGUGCUCGGCACUCUUGACCUUAGAAAUGAAUGUUGGACAUGAUCGUCCAUUGUGCAAGAAGCAUGUGUUUCAUUCGUAGUAUACCUGCACCUGUUAGCGACAUUUAUUACCAAACAGAAGAGUUUGGGAUGGAGUAAAAUAAACAUUCAAGUUCAUGAAAUCCUUCGGGAGAGAGGAAAUAUUAAACAUACACAGAUGAAACAAUGUAACUUUAUUAUUUUAGAGCCUGGUUGUGGUACAGUGUAUUUCUACAUUACUUUUACUCUCAUAAGGCUUAAGUACUAGUUUGAGUUUGCAAGUAUGGUCAGGUUAGGAAGCAGGGAAGCAAGUUGGUCAGUGUGCCUUUGGUUUUAUGGUGCACAGGUGUGAUUACACAUGAUUUUUUACGCACAAAACCAAAAAUCCAGUCGCAUAUGCAACCAAUUAGCCAUUAACUUUGAGCCCUGCUGGGGUGUCAUUAAAUCUGCUUGAUAUUAUAUUUUAUCAGCUUCUCCCCACUACUUCUGUAGGAAAUAAAUAGGGGCAACAAAUGAGAAUUCAAAUUUUGAUCUUACGGUUUUUUCUCAUUCUUCCUACUGUUUUUAGAACUGUCAGCUCCUGCCUUUUUCUCUCUCGUCCUCUGUUCUCCCCUUUUCUGACUCCUGUCCUGCCCCCCUGUUCUCCCGGGCUCCCACCUCUAUGUCCUCCGUCACUGAAAAGGGUUGUUGGCAGCUUUGCCUCUAACUGUGAAUUGCUGUUAUUUGCCUUUAAUAUAUAAUUUGCGGCAGCUCUCACAUUUGCAGUUGAAACCCGCUUAAUACAGACAGUCCUCGUUAUUAUGGACAGUUUUCCUUGUUCCUGGGAAAAGAAAGCCCUUAUAUUUUCUCUAAAUUCAACCCACUUAAUACGGACACCUCGUUAAUGUGGAUUCUUUCUAUGGCCCCCUCGGUAUCCAUAUUAAUUGAGUUUGACUCUAUUAACAUUUUGAGAAAGUUAGCGCACGACACUUGGGAGUAUAAGGUAGUGCCAUUUGAUUAUCAGUCAUGACAUUAAUUUUGUUCAUCACUCCAUCACAGAACAAGACAUAACCUGUACAGAGCACAUAUGGAUGAAUCUAAUCGAAGAGCACAUCAGGUGUAUUCACAGGCUGUGGAGAGGGGAAGGUACAUAGCUUUAAUCAUAAACUUUUCAUUUUGCUGUUUUAUCUGAGGAGUGCUGCGUAUGUUGUACGGUAUGAAACUAGUUACUGUAGUUAUAAAAUGCAAGUCGAAUCUUCAAUUACUGAUCAGGUCCCCUCUAUUAUAAUGCCCUAGGUCUUCUAUUGAGCACUCUGACAAUAGGUGUGCAUAUCAACUGAUAUAGAUUUACUAAUAAUGAUAAUGAUGAUAAUAAUAAAAUAAUAAUAAUAUUAUUAAUAUUAUUUUAAUAUAUUAUUCAGUGAAUUGAUAGACCUUGUUAAAUUUCCUUGUGUGCAGCUUGCGCAGCUUUGAUCAUGAUCGAUUAAAUGGCCUCUGUUAGUGAAUAGGUGGCAUGUUCUUCAGCAUGCAAAAAUUCAAUGAUGAUGUUUAUGUAAUAGUGAGUUAAUAUUUUUUCAGAGCAAAUGGUCUAAAGCGUCAACUGGAACAUCUAAUCGCUCAGAACAGUAGUGGGCUUGAAAAAAUUGCUGCGUCAAAAUCAAUACAGCAUUUAGAAGAGAAAAGAGAGUGAUAAAAUGUAUGUAUUAAUAAACCUCUCUGAAGACAAGUUGAUGAAGAAGGCAAGGUAACUUUGGUUGUCACAAAUCGAUCAAUGCCAAAAUACAUUUUGUACACAAUGUAUUUCAAUUCUGUUGUAAAUAUUCAACAUCGAAAUGUCUUUUUUGGUAAUAUAAUAAUACUGCACCAUUUUUAUGACUAAAUCUUGGACCUGCUAUCCAGGAGUGUUUUGCACCUGCCAACUCUUGGUUCAUGGUAAAAACCUUUAUCACUGGUUUCACCGGAUUUUAGAGGUUUAGCGACCUGGGUUUUGAAUACUUUCUCCUCCAUAUCAAGAAAAUAUUGAAUCAGCAUUACUUGAAUUGACUGUGAGUGACCAACCUGACCAUUGAUGUUGGUUGAUCACUUCUUAGAAAUAAAUUUUGUUAACCAGCCCACCUCCUCUACCUCCAAUAGAAAACAAAUUCAACAAAGUAAUCAUUAAACGACAAACUUUUAUUCAUACAUUUGCUGUGAUAAUUAUAUCCCUGGUAGACAGUUACAUGUACAUGAAUGUAGUGCUCUCUGACAUAAUGGAGAAGAAAUAAACUGGUUAUUUUUAUACCAAAAAAAUAUUGAAACCCUAAGAAGAGAUAGAUGACUGUACUAUGUGAAGGUGUAGAGUUAUGAAAGUUCUCUUUAAAUAGCAUUAUUGACAAAAUAAGUUUUACCCCUAUUUUUAUUUUUCUGUGGAAAAAGAGUCUUCCGUUAUUGCUCAAUAUUUAUAUCUCUAAAAAUAAAUCACUGGUCUCCUCGUUUUCCAUCUAUGCUUGUAUUGCUUUUCCUAAUAUUAUUAAUUCCAAUUUGGUAUUGAUAUGUAUUUUUUAAAAGCGUGAACACUCAGGCAACACCAGGAGUUAAAUCUCAACUUCUACCUUAGUCAUGUGAUUUUGUAGAACUUAUAAGCCAGUCAUGAUCUGCCAUUUCAUGACUGUUACAAAGGGAUGGAGGCCUCAUUGUUCCACUCUUAUGUGGCAGUAUGUGGCACUUGAGAAUGGUGAUGUAAAGAAUGAUCAGGCUCCAGUUGUUCAAACUUUGGAUAGUACUAUCCACUCGAUAAACUGCUAUCUCGUGGAUAACGCAAUAAUUGAUUUCUGUAAUACUUAUGUUAUGAUGGAUAACACCACAUGACUGAGGAAGAUGAUCAGAUAAUGUCAAAAUAAUUAUUUCCUCAACCAAACUCUUGCUACAAUUCUGUAUUUUCUCGUCAUUUAUUUUCUCCUAAUUUUUAAAAACUUAAACUUUUUAACACUAUCUGAAAAGUAUGAGUCCCUG
This is a messenger RNA of Porites lobata, 12610 nucleotides long. Lineage: Eukaryota; Metazoa; Cnidaria; Anthozoa; Scleractinia; Poritidae. The record is from the annotation of a GenBank genome assembly.